AUGUCCCAAAUGCCCGAACCCGUCGUAAACAACAACAAUAACAAACAAAACUUUUUACCUCCCGCUGAGCGGUUUGGACCAACCGACAACCAAACUUUUGCACACCACGUCCAGACUCUCUACGAAUUAGCCGUACCAAACACAAGCAUUUACCAUGCACUGAAUAGCGAGCUUCCCGUCAGUAAUCUUGUAGAUACAUUUAACGCUGCAUCAAAAGAGAUUGACUUAUGGCUAGAGUACGCAAACAUUGCCAUAUUCGCUCUUGAACUUGACGUACGAGAAGGUAUGAGCAUAAAGAAUGUCGGUGAAAUGGAUGUUCUGAUUCACAAGUUCGCUCCAAACGUUGACUUGCUACGAGAGUUAUCUCAAAAAAUAAUCAGUCAGCUAAAGGAGUCGGAUGAAGACGAUGAGAACACCAAAAAAACUAUCACUGAAAAUUUUGAAAGAAUACACGGCGAUUGGAUGGAGGCCAAGGCUUUCUUUCAGAAAGUGAAGAAAGAAAUGUCAGAGUCGAAACAAAGACGAGAACUUUUGGACACUAUGGAUCAGAUAUUAGCUUCAAUCGAGGAAUUAAACACAAAUAUCUUCGAGUAUCAAGAACAUAGGCAUAGUGGUAUGAUCGGAGGCGAUAAUGUUGUUCAUAGUGAACAGGAGAAUGGUGGUCGAAGUAGACCAAUGACUCCGGCUGCACAAGGGGUAUCUCCUGGAAAUGAAUUAAGCUCACGUGCUGAUGUUGCAUUAAUGCGAUUAGAUUCCCGUCUAGAUCCACUUUCAGCUCGAAUAGAGUAUCUAAAAUCUCGUCUAUCUGCUCCAAAUGCUCCUUCUGAUCCAACUGGAGCACUAGCAAAGAAAAAUAAAAUUUUAACCAAUAAGUGGGACGCAUUGAAUCGUGAAAUGAAAUCUUUACGAGAAGAACUCAAAGAAGAUCGAUGGCUGACAGUAUUCAAACAAGUUUCUACACAAGCAAAUCAAAUGAUGGAUUCACUUGAUAGAGCUGUUCGACAAUGCAGAGAUUUUAUUUCACGUGCCACUAAUCGCUCCGAAUCACCAUUACCAAUAAGGCAAUUACAAGCACGCGGAAUGGCAAUACCUUCGCCUUCACCUUCACAACGCUUUGGUCAGCAGCAACAAUCAAUAAUACAACCUCCUGUACAAAUUAAUAGCAAAAAUUUCCAAAGGCUUUACAAAAAUUUCGAUUCAAAACGAAAAUAUUAUCUUCCGGCAGUUACAAAAAUGCUGACGAUACUCGGGAAUGACAUCAAUAAUGAGAUGACCAAAGAUUGGGAAGUUAUCAACAAAUAUAAAUCAAUGAAAGAAAGAUGGGAUUAUAUCUUGGAAGGUGUAGCUGAAGUUCAACGAGAUAUGCCUAAAUUAGAAGCUUUAAUGGAUGCAUCAUUUAUUCCUAGUAACUCGCCGCCUUCUUCAAAACCAUCUUCCAUCGCUUCAUCGCCACCAAUUUCGCCUAAUAUGCGACCAGUAAGAGGGGUCUUUUCUCCUGAAGUUGGAUCACCUCCAAAACCUAAUCGACCCAUAUCACCACAUCAUACAGAACGUGCUCUAUCGCCUCCGCGAAAUAAUAAUCCUGCUAUAUCUCCUUCAUUACGAUCAAAAUCACCCUCUCCUCGAGAAUUGAGUCCAUAUGGUAAUCGACAACAAAAUUAUUUAUCAGCAAAUAGCCGUCUAUCAGAAAGUCCUCCCAUGCCUUCAUUUCAAGAACAUAGACCUCCAUGGAAUUCUCACAAUUUGCAACAACCACAUAAUUCCUCGCCAUAUAGUCCAACUUAUCAUAAUAAUGGAUUCAGCAAUUCACAAUAUCGAUCAGUAUCACCACAGUUAGGCUAUGAUAAAUAUUAUGGUCGAACGAAACCUCCAAGUCGUUCAAAUUCACCAAUAAGGUCGCCUUCAGUAGCAGCCACGCGUCCAAUAUCCCCCGGUGAACGUGUACAUGCAUCUGCAAUACCAAGGCCUGUAACUAGUAUGGGAAUAGCUGGUAGAGCUAAUUCACGAAUUGGAAUGCGUUCAAUGCUUCCCACCUCAAGUACUCCAUCACCUGGUAUGAUGUCAAGUAUGUAUGUACCAAAAGCUCGUCAAGCACGAUCUCCUACUCCUUCUUCGAAUGCCAGUGAUGCUUCGCGCCCCAUGACACCAGAAGCUUAUGAACAUGAUGAAAACGAGGAAUACAUAAUAGAUACACUAAAAAAUAUGAAAAUGAAAAAUCAUCCGAAAUAUGUUCCGCUAAAAAAUGAUCCACUAGAUGCUGAAGUCGCAAAGAUAGUGAAUAAACAUCCGGUUUCAGUCAAAAUAGAGCGUGCGCCAGGUGGUAAAGGCAAAUAUUGCUUUGGAAAUGAAGGGUCAUCUUCCGGCAAAAAGAUUUACCUUUGUCGAUUAAAUCCAAACCCAAAUUCCAAAAAUAAAGUCACUGUUCGAGUGGGAGGCGGAUGGCAGGAUUUUGAGAUGUUUUUGUUGGAACAUAGCUUAACUAGCAAUAUUGGAGCACGAAGCCUAUUUUCAUAA
Ambispora leptoticha is the source of this 2514-nucleotide messenger RNA. NCBI's taxonomy places the organism in Eukaryota, Fungi, Glomeromycota, Glomeromycetes, Archaeosporales, Ambisporaceae. The record is from the annotation of a GenBank genome assembly.